Messenger RNA from Ostertagia ostertagi, 342 nucleotides. NCBI's taxonomy places the organism in Eukaryota, Metazoa, Nematoda, Chromadorea, Rhabditida, Trichostrongylidae. The record is from the annotation of a GenBank genome assembly.
AUGACAACUUGGCCAGACCGUGGCCUCCCGAUGAGCGGUCGGCAUGUCCUGCGAGUUAUACGUCAAGUUAGUGGCGAUAAACUGGACAACGGUCCCAUUGUGAUGCAUUGUUCCGCAGGAAUUGGCCGAACUGGCACAAUUAUUCUGAUCGAUGUCAUUCUCAGACGACUAUUCAGUCGUAAGGAAAUUGAUCUGGUGGACCUUUUUAAGAAAUUACGCAAUCAACGAGCAUCAUGCAUUCAAUUAGAAGGACAGUACGUGUUCGUUAUACUCAGUAUACUUGAUUACAUAAAGGUCAGUGGCCAUCCGGACAAUCAGAAGAAUAACGGCGCAACCAUUUAA